Molecule: messenger RNA, 4335 nt
Organism: Notothenia coriiceps (black rockcod)
Lineage: Eukaryota; Metazoa; Chordata; Actinopteri; Perciformes; Nototheniidae
Gene: hyal4
Product: hyaluronidase 4
Exons: 4
Coding region: 41-1594 (517 amino acids)
Biological process (GO): hyaluronan catabolic process; carbohydrate metabolic process
Cellular component (GO): cytoplasmic vesicle
Molecular function (GO): hyalurononglucosaminidase activity
Source: RefSeq, a predicted model, not a curated record
UCCUCAGGAUGAUUGACAGCUGCUCCUCCUGAUCCCCAGGAUGCCCGUGGUGCCGGUGGGCGGGGCUUCCUCCACCAAUCAGGUCGUCCCCGUCGCCUUCACCUGCUCCUGGCUGCUCCUUCUCUUCCACGCUGCCUUCGGUCAGAAGCCCGCCAAGCUGCCUCUGAUUCCCCGCAAGCCGUUCAUCGCCGCCUGGAACGCCCCGCUGGACAUGUGCACCAUCAAGUACAACGUGACCACCAACGCUGAACGCCUCUUCCACAUCCACGGGAGCCCGCGGGCCGAUUGGACGGGUCAGAACGUCACCAUCUUCUACGCCAACCGUCUGGGGUACUACCCUUACUACACGCCUCAGGGUGUGGCGGUGCACGGUGGCCUGCCUCAGAACUGCAGCCUGGACCUCCAUCUCGUAAAGGCCUACCAGGAUAUUAACCACUUCAUCCCCUCGGAGGAUUUCCGUGGCCUCGCCGUCAUCGACUGGGAGUUCUGGCGGCCUCAAUGGAGCCGUAACUGGCACAAGAAGGACAUUUACCGGCAAAAGUCCAAAGAACUGGCCGCCAAGGCGUUUGUAAACGUGACGGAUGCUCAAGUGGAGGAGCUUGCACGAAGGAGGUUUGAAAAGAGCGCCAAAGCGUUCAUGCAAAGGACUAUCCAGCUGGGGACUCGCCUUCGCCCCAAUGCACUCUGGGGAUUCUACCUCUACCCCGACUGCCACAACUACAACCUGCACGAGCAGAACUACACCGGCUUCUGCCCCCUGCUGGAGAGGCUGAGGAACGACGAGCUGAUGUGGCUCUGGAACAGCAGCACGGCGCUCUUCCCCUCCGUGGCCAUCAAGAAGAGUCACUCCAACAGCAUCAGCAACCUGCACUUCGCCCAGCACAGGAUCCGAGAGUCGCUCCGCGUCGCCGCGCUCACCUCCAGGGAGUACGAGCUGCCCACGUACGUGUACCUCAGGCUGGGCUACAGGGACGAGGCCAUGGCCUUCCUCACCAUGAAAGACUUGAUCCACACCAUCGGAGAAAGUGCUGCUCUGGGAGCUGCUGGCUUCGUCAUCUGGGGAGAUCUGAACCUCACCUCCUCCAGGUUUAACUGCACCAAGGUGAAGACGUUGCUGAGCCACCGCCUGGGUCAGUACAUCACCAACGUGACGCGAGCGGCCGAGGUCUGCAGCGACUUCCUGUGCCAGGGGAACGGCCGCUGCGUCCGGCGAAACCCCCUCGCCCGCCACUACCUCCACCUGAGCGGCACCUCCUACCACAUCCAGCCCUCCAACGACGGGGACUUCUCCGUCACCGGCUGGCACUCUCAGCACGAGCUGCAGCUGCUCACCAAGAGGUUUCGCUGCCACUGCUACGAGGGACACGAAGGCGAGAGAUGCGACUCCAUCAACAUUGUGAGGGAGGACGACGAGCCGAGGAGGGAGGAGGAGGAGGAAGACGAGGAGAAGGAGAGGAAAAGGACUGAGUGGGAGGACGAGCAGGGGGAACGGUGGGAGGGACGGGAGAACGAGGCGCCGCCGAACACCUGCAGCCUCCACCUGAUGGUGCUGAUGCUCCUGAUGAACCUAUCGUUAGUGAAGACGCUCGUAUGAUGACACAGAUGUGACUUUUUAACAGACAAUGUUUUUUUUAUUUGAGAUGGAGAAAGACUGGAAUUGAACCCAAUAUGUUACCGUUUCAGUUGAUGGACCAUGCCAUGUUGUACAAUAUGUAUUAUUAUCCUCAUAAGGAAAGUGGUUCUCCGUCUGGAACAGAUCUGGUGCUGUACUCAUUAUCCACGGUGUUCCUGGAUGGCUAGCUCAAAAAAAGGCUGAAUGAAAUCAAAAAAUAUAUUUUAGUAAAUGAAAUGCUAUUUGAAACUUUAACAAAAGCCCCAAAACAGUCAACAGCUGAACAGUCAGAAGAUAUGCUAACACAGGCUGACUAUCAGCAUCUACCACAAAAUGUUCGUCAUUGCUUCCCAAAGUCCAAGGCGAUUCUUAAAAAUGCUUAUUUACGUUAGUUUAAAAUGUAAGCAUGCUGACAUUUUAAACUAUGUAGCAUUUAGCAGAAAGUCAGGCUGAGGUUUGGUAUAAGUUGCAGGUAUUUGGUUAUAAAUUAAAUGAUAGGACUUUUGGGGCAGAAGAAACAUUUUGAUGUCAACAUUUUUGCUGAGGGGGGGUUAAAUGUGUGUAGCAAUUGUUAAAGCAAACCAUCCAACCAAUUUAAGACAUUUGACUUCAAAACCACCAAAGUCAACCUCAUGGUGGCGCCACAGGAACAGACAGUGGAAAAGCAAAGUCAGUCAGGUUCAUCCUGGUUCAAUACUAACACACAUUGUCAAGUUAAAGAAGAACUUAAAAAACAAAUGGUGUUCAAUGUGAAGUGAAAGCAGCUGCUGUGUUAAAAGGUAACUGGACAUUUUCUUUUAGGAAUGUGAUAGCACUUUACAUGAAACAAACAUGAGGUUGGACGUGCAGUUUGGUUGAUUGUACCUCAGUUAAUCAGGUGAACUGUAUUUGACUUCUGCAAAAAUCUGCACAGCCUAUUUAGCCAAGAACUGCAUCCGUUCUUCCAGGAAAGUUAGAAAAUAAUGUAUAUACGUUUGUUUAAGAGUGGACGGAGAGGAGAUCUUCUAGCGUAGGAGGGAUUACGGAUUUAACUGCAGGAUUAUCCGUAAUUUUGUUUUACGGAGGUACAACAGCCAAAUCUAUAAUCUAAAAACCAAAGGGUGCUACUACUCACAGCCAUAGGUAAAAUAAUCACUAAUAUUAGACGCUUGGUCUGUGGUGAUUUUAAGGCACCCUUUAAGAAUUGCUGUUAUUUCUAACAGCAUGACACUUGAUACGCUGUUAUUGCAUCGGCAUUAUACAUGAAGUAUGUAUUUUUUGUACUGUUACUUACAUUAUACUCUUGAAGUACGGCAUGUCGGGAUAUGCUACAUACUUUGAGUUAUUGGGACAUAUGUUACAGGUGCUAUGGACUUCAACAUAUCUGUAUUCUUUCUAUAUGAUUAUAACAAAAAGGUUUGUUAAGUAGUUAUUAUACAGAGUUACUAUAUCGGAGUUUGGAAGAAUCUAAUCAAAAGAUCUGUUUAGUUUUUUCAUCUUGUUGUGGCUGUAGCUGUUGAACAGAACUGUAGGUAUGACGAAACACUGAACAGGAAGUAAGAGACGGCACAUACUUUAUCUGAAUUAUAAUAAUGACGAAGAGACUUCCUGUGUUUCUUCAAUGCCUACCUCUUGCAAAACGAUGACAGAUACUUGUACUUUAAAUAGUCCACAAAAACAUGUUCCAUUCCUGAGCGUUGAUGCCUCCAGUUAUUCUAAAUUCUUGGGCUUUUGAUUUUCCUCUGUUCAUUUUAUCUGGAACAAUUCAAGCUUGAGCCCACAGAACAGCUAACAGAUGCUAAAGCUGACAAAUCUGCAUUCAAUGUCCUGGCUUCUUCUGGAGCUUUCAACCCUAAAAACAAGACCAAGUCAGGAUGACAUUUCAGAGGGGAAAGACAAUUCAAGAUAAGCCCUUUUUUUAACCAAGGUUAAAAUAUUAUAAACUGUCUCAAAGAUCUCUUUUUAACUCUAUUCACGCCGCUCAUAGCAAGUCUGUUUUCCAAUUUUUAGACAAUCGAGACCAUUCGUCAAACACACGCUGCUCUUAGUCCAAAAUACCAGUAUAGAAACUUAGAGACUUCUCUUCAUUGACCACGGAGAACUGGAGCAUUUUGAAAUCACAGCCUGUUUAAAGCAGAGGUGAGACCUGGUUCUGGAUCUGGUCAUCCCAAAGACUUCUAAUGAAAGUUUCUAUGACUUUCUGGUACGACCAAAAGCAAGUCUGUUUUCCAUUUUUAUUCAAUAAAUCCUCUCGUCCAAUACACUCAGUCCAAACACACUUUUACUGAACGUUUCUGCAGCUACGGAUAAAGAGUUCUAACAUAUUUAGAAAAAGACUUCCAAAAACUGCAACUGGAUAACUUUUUGGGGUCAAAUCAACAAUCACUACAGCCUAGAGAACUGGAAGGGUUUGAAAUCAAAUCAAACUCAGAGAAGAGGUAGACCUGAGACCUUGUUCUGGAUCUGAUCGUCCCAAAGACUUCUUAUGAAUCGAUGAGAGUUUCUGUAUCAUUCUGUUCUUUAAAAAGUAAACAUGUAGCAUCUGUCACAAUCUCUGCACCACUGAUCCUAAACUGAGCCGGUACGUUCAUCUCAAACCAGCCUUCAGGUGAAGUUUCCUGGACUCACUGUGUGCUUUGUUCCCUGAAGAUUGUAAAGCCAAAUAUGCAUCAAGGACUAUGCAACACUUGGAAAAUGUUACCUGAAUGUAAAUGCACUGCAAAUAAAGACUUUUCUUCAAAACA